AUGGACUCACCAAUUGUGGAUUUUUACAAAAAUAAAUCUAUUUUGCUGACGGGUUUUACGGGCUUCGUAGGUCAAAUUAUCACGGAAAAGCUGUUGAGAUGCUGCGAUCCAAAAGCCAUCUACGUCUUGGUCCGCAACAAGAAGGGAAAAUCAUGGCAAGAUCGUCUCCAAGAAACAUUCCAAGAUCCCGUUCGUAUUUACAACAAUUUUUUUCUUUUUGACCGAAUUCGCAACGAAAAACCGGAUUUCACGAAACGCGUCGUUGGUCUCGUCGGCGAUUGCGGCAAGGUUAAUUUGGAUUUCAAUCCGGAUGAUUUAAAGACAAUUUUGGACAAUGUCAAUGUCGUUAUUCAUGCUGCAGCGAUCGUAAAAUUUGAUGAUACACUCGCCAAUGCUCUCCGCGUGAAUGUUCAAGCCACAAAAUGUCUUCUUGACAUCUCGCGGGACAUGAGAAAUCUUCAGGCUUUCGUUUAUGUGUCGACGGCAUACUCGAAUUGCAAUCAAAAAGACGCCAUCGACGAGAAAUUUUACACACCGCGCGUUUCGGCACGUAAUAUUUUGCAAAUGAUGGAUUUUAUGGACGAGAAUCUCUUGAACAACAUCACGCCAGCGAUAAUUGAAGGUUUUCCCAACACGUAUACCUUUUCGAAGCACAUUGCCGAGGAUUUGGUGCGAAGUUACGAAGGUCAGUUACCGAUUGUUGUCUUCCGUCCUGCAAUUGUGAUGCCUUCGUUCAAAGAUCCCGUCAGUGGAUGGGUUAAUAAUUACUAUGGGCCAGUUGGAUUGAUGUAUGGCAUCGCCAUGGGAUGUGUUCACGUGUUUCGAGGAAGUUGUAAAUGCACUGCGGAAAUGGUUCCUGUCGAUAUGGUUGUCUCAUGUAUCUUGGCAACAGCUUGGGAUAUGGCAAGAAAUUCGUACAAAUCGAUUCCGGUGCUUAAUUAUGUGCCAUCUCGUCAAAAUCUGCUAACUUGGGGGCGAUUUUUAAAAAUUUCCUUUUCAGCUGCGGAAAAUUUCCCCGUUUCGCGAGCUAUUUGGUAUGUGAGUUUUCAACCGACAGAAAGUAGAUUCAAGUAUGAUGUCAUGCACUUCUUUUAUCAUACGAUUCCGGGACAUUUUGUGGACUUUUUCUUGAAAUUUAGCGGUACAAGAUUCAGAUUGAGCAAAGUUUUUACCAUGAUGAAAAAGUUGAGUUUUGCGUUGGAGCAUUUUGUGUUCAAUGAUUGGAAUUUUGAUGACAAAAAUGUUACUGAAUUAUGGAAGAAAAUGAGUCCAGCUGAUCAGAAAAAAUUCUUUUUCGACAUGAAACAACUAAAUUGGACAAAUUACACGAACGAGUCUCUUCGUGGGAUGCGAUUGUACAUUGCAAAAGAUGAUCCAUCAACAAUUCCUUAUGCUCUGAGAAGACAAAAGAUGUUUAAAGUUGUCCAUUAUGUCGUUACUUACAGUAUCAAAGGCCUCGUUUUGUAUCUAUUUGCCAUAUUUUUGCUUUGGAUUUAUACUUCAGUCAUUUUUCCGAUGUUUAAUUAA
This is a messenger RNA of Culicoides brevitarsis, 1527 nucleotides long. RefSeq names its product fatty acyl-CoA reductase wat-like. Gene Ontology annotation, cellular component: peroxisome. Gene Ontology annotation, biological process: long-chain fatty-acyl-CoA metabolic process. Lineage: Eukaryota; Metazoa; Arthropoda; Insecta; Diptera; Ceratopogonidae. The transcript has 4 exons. Bases 1 to 1527 code for a protein of 508 amino acids. Gene Ontology annotation, molecular function: alcohol-forming very long-chain fatty acyl-CoA reductase (NADP+) activity. The record is from RefSeq and is a predicted model, not a curated record.